This is a messenger RNA of Recurvomyces mirabilis, 1152 nucleotides long. RefSeq lists its product as uncharacterized. The transcript is spliced from 2 exons. Bases 1 to 1152 code for a protein of 383 amino acids. The record is from RefSeq and is a predicted model, not a curated record. Lineage: Eukaryota; Fungi; Ascomycota; Dothideomycetes; Mycosphaerellales; Teratosphaeriaceae.
AUGCCGUCACUACCAGCGGUUUCAGCACUCGCUGCGCCUCUACCACCUAGCAGCUUCCAGCCAAGCUCGCAAGGCUUCACAAAUUCGACACACAGUAUAUCGCGCGGAGGUGCAGCCAUCUGUGUCUCCGGACAAGUCGAAGUUUCCGCGGGCACUAGCAUGAACAGAGUCAUCAACUACCAGCUGCCACAGAAUCAGUAUGAAGUCACGCAAACCUUUGUGUCCUACAUCAGUCCCGACAAUCCGUUCAUGAACAACAGCCUGGGUGGGAAUACACCAAUCUCGGGUAUCUACAAUAUUGGCGCUACACUGUGUCUGCCCCGUGAUGGUAAGGUAUCGAAGGGCGUCCAGCUCCUGACCCACGGCGUGGGCUUCGACCGCUAUUACUGGGACUUUGUGCAGAACUACAGCUAUGUAGAUACUGCUGUUAACAAUGGCUACGCCGUAUUCUUCUACGACAGGCUUGGUGUUGGUGUAUCGGAGAAAGCAGAUCCACUCUCAGUCGUCCAGUCGUCAUUGGAGGUUGAGAUAGCGCAUAGUCUCGGCUUACUGCUUCGAAAUGGUACGAUUGGCGGAAGCGUCGGCCAUUCCUUCGGCAGUAUCAUUACACAAGCUCUCACCAUGGAGUAUCCCACCCUACUCGACGCAGCCAUCCUGACGGGCUUUUCGGUAAGCAGCGCAGGACUUGCAGCAUUCUUCGCAGGGCUGAACUGGGACCAUGCGAAUCAAAACGCCGCUCGGUUUGCAGGGUUGAACAAUGGGCACAUCGUCAGCGAUACCGAGAUAAGCAACCAGAUUGGCUUCUACCACUAUCCUGGCUUCGAUCCUGCUAUCUUGGCCAAGGCAGAGACUACAAAGGCCAGUGCGACUUUCGGUGAGAUCUUCACAACUGGCGCAGCAGGUGGGAAUGCUACGGCGUAUACCAAUCCAGUGGCUGUUGUCAAUGGACUGGAGGAUCUGCCGUUUUGUUAUGGGAAUUGCUCGUACCCUGUUGAUCUCGCAGCACAGGUCAAGUCGCUAUACCCAGCCGUAUCGGCCGGUGCAUUCAAGACGUAUCUUGGGCAGGAUGCUGGUCACGCUCUGAACCUCCAUUACGCUGCUGCUGACGCAUUUUCGUGGAUCAUGAGUUUCCUGAGCAGCAAUGGACUGUGA